Molecule: messenger RNA, 2351 nt
Organism: Brassica oleracea var. oleracea
Lineage: Eukaryota; Viridiplantae; Streptophyta; Magnoliopsida; Brassicales; Brassicaceae
Product: pentatricopeptide repeat-containing protein At3g62470, mitochondrial
Exons: 1
Coding region: 88-1896 (602 amino acids)
Molecular function (GO): protein binding
Source: RefSeq, a predicted model, not a curated record
GGCCUAACUGAGAAGAAACUCUGAUUAAUCUCCGCCAUUAAGCCGCCUUUCACCAAGUUCGCCAUAGCUAAUCGCCGUCGCGCUUCGAUGGCUCCUCCUCCAUUGCUACACCUCUAUUUGAGAAGAAGCUCCACUAAAACUCCUCUCAGCUAUCUCCUCGUCGGUCGAUCUUCUUCAUCGAGCUCCAACGAAUCCAUUUCCAGUCAAAGCCGACCAAUCGCCGGGACGGAGAUACGCGGCGGUGGAAGAGGAGGAGAGGAAGUACAAUUCUACCGUGCUAGAUCUUUGACCUUAUCUAAUCUGGUCCAUUCUAGUACUCAUCAUCAUCCCACACACUCCUCUAUAGGUUUCAGAGGUUUAUCUAGUAGUGGAGAAUGCGAUGACGAAAUCGAAUCUGAAUGCGAUGACAAUGAUGAAGAUGAUGAUCUUGCUAGUGAUAAAAUUGAUGUAAACUGUGUUGUUGAUUCAAAUACUAACCCAGAGGAAGUAGAGAGAGUCUGCAAAGUGAUCGAUGAGCUCUUUGCCUUAGAUAGAAACAUGGAAGCUGUUCUCGACGAAAUGAAUGUAUCUCUCUCUCACGAUCUGAUCGUUGAGGUUUUAGAACGGUUUAAACACGCUAGGAAGCCUGCGUUUAGAUUCUUCUGCUGGGCCGGAGAGAGGCCAGGCUUUGCUCACGACUCGAGAACAUACAACUCAAUGAUGACUAUCUUAGCCAAGACUCGACAGUUCGAGACGAUGGUUUCUUUGCUUGAGGAGAUGGGCGUGAAAGAGUUGCUGACGAUGGAGACCUUCACUAUCGCGAUGAAGGCCUUCGCUGCAGCCAAAGAGAGGAAGAAAGCUGUUGGUAUCUUUGAGCUGAUGAAGAAGUACAAGUUCAAAAUCGGCGUCGAGACGAUUAACUGCUUGCUGGAUAGUCUUGGGAGGGCGAAGCUUGGGAAAGAGGCUCAGGUUUUGUUUGAUAGGUUGAAGGAGAGGUUUACUCCGAAUCUGAUGACGUACACUGUUCUGCUUAAUGGUUGGUGUAGAGUUAAGAAUUUGAUGGAGGCGGCUAGGAUCUGGAACGGGAUGAUUGAUCAGGGUUUGAAACCUGACGUUGUGGCUCAUAAUGUUAUGCUUGAAGGUUUGCUGAGGAGUAGAAAAAAAUCUGAUGCGAUUAAACUGUUCCAUGUCAUGAAAGCUAAGGGGCCUUGUCCUAAUGUCCGUAGCUAUACUAUCAUAAUUCGCGACUUCUGUAAACAGUCUAGCAUGGAAUCUGCUGUUGAGUAUUUUGAUGAUAUGGUUGAUUCCGGUUUGCAGCCCGAUGCUGCGGUUUACACGUGUCUGAUCACGGGGUUUGGGACUCAGAGAAAGCUGGAUACGGUUUACGAACUGCUCAAGGAGAUGCAAGAGAAGGGGCAUCCUCCGGAUGGUAAAACGUACAACGCUCUGAUUAAACUGAUGGCGAGUAGGAAGAUGCCUGAACACGCGGCAAGGAUCUACAACAAGAUGAUACAGAACGGGAUCGAGCCGUCCAUACACACGUUCAACAUGAUGAUGAAAUCUUACUUCAUGGCGAGAAACUACGAGAUGGGGAGAGCGGUUUGGGAGGAGAUGAUGAAGAGAGGGAUUUGUCCUGACGACAACUCAUACACGGUUUUGAUCAGAGGGCUUAUAGGUGAAGGGAAGUCGAGAGAGGCGUGUAGGUACUUGGAGGAGAUGCUCGACAAAGGAAUGAAGACUCCUUUGAUUGAUUAUAACAAGUUUGCUGCUGAUUUUCAUAGAGGAGGGCAGCCGGAUAUAUUUGAGGAAUUGGCACAGAGAGCUAAGUUCUCUGGUAAGUUUGCUGCUUCGGAGAUCUUUGCAAGGUGGGCUCAGAUGACUAGAAGGAGAUUCAAACAGAGAUUCACGGAAGAUUGAUGACUUAGGGAUCUUUCAACUCACUCACCAGGAGAAGGCUUGUGCUCAUCUGCAAAUUCUUGUGUUGAGCCAGGACUAACUUAGAUCAAGAACAUGACUUUAAAUGCACUGCUUAGACUUAUCUUAGCCACAUGGUUUGCUUUGAAACAAAUACUUGAGGUAGCACAAGUUGUUAUGUUAUCAUCAACACAACCUGUCUACUUACAAAGGCCAAGUGCCUCAAGGAUGUCUCUGCUCUUUGUACUGUAAGAUUUGUCUGAACGACAGCUUAUAUAUUAUUGAUUCCAUUGUAACAUGUUACAGUAUUGAGUUAUUACUUUUCAAAACCCAUAUCUUUGUCCACUGAGAUGUAAAGCAUCGUAUAUCUUCUUCAUUCAUAAGAUGUAAAUGUGUUCAAGGCCGCUACAUUUAGCAAAUGGAAAAAAGGCAGAAAGGGAAAACUUUAUAUGUCAAAA